Molecule: messenger RNA, 966 nt
Organism: Maylandia zebra (zebra mbuna)
Lineage: Eukaryota; Metazoa; Chordata; Actinopteri; Cichliformes; Cichlidae
Source: RefSeq, a predicted model, not a curated record
CUGUGACAGAGCUUUGCUGCAGAAACACAGAGCACUGCCAACGAGGCGGCUGAAGGAAGUCACGCAGCUGAGAGGAAAGCGGUCUGCAGCAGAACAUCAGCAGAGACAAAGUAAAAGGCGAACAUGGACAGCAAUCCUGCUUCACCCUAUGCAGCAGACGAACGUCUCAGGAUCGUGAUGGUUGGGAAAACUGGAGCUGGGAAGAGUGCAGCAGGAAACAUCAUCAUAGAAAGAAGAGUUUUUAAAUCCACUUCGGCUUCGUCUUCAGUAACAGCAGAGUGUCAGAAGGAAACAUCAGAGUUUGGGGGUCAAGCACUGGGUGUAGUUGAUACUCCAGGUCUGUUUGAUACCAAACUAUCUCAAGAGCAGGUGGUGAAAGAGAUCAGUAAGUGCAUCUUCUUUGCUGCUCCUGGUCCUCACGUGUUCCUGGUUGUGAUCCAACCAAACAGAUUCACCAAAGAAGAACAAGAAACAGUGAAAGUCAUUCAGAAGAUAUUCGGAGAUGAAGCGUCACGCUACACUAUGGCCUUGUUCACCCACGGAGACGAUCUGGAAGCAGAUGAAGUCAGUGUAGAAGAUUUAAUUAAUGGAAAUAAAGAACUCAGUGACUUCAUCAGUCAGUGUGAGGGAGGAUAUCAUGUUUUUAACAACAGACGAAAGGAUUCCUCUCAGGUCAAGGAGCUGCUGGAGAAGAUCAACACAAUGGUCCAGAGAAACGGAGGAAGCUGCUACAGCAAAGAGAUGCUUGAAGAAGCUGAGAAAGCAAUAAAAGCAGAAAUGGAUCAACUCCUAGAAGAAAAUCCAGAGAUGUCAGAAGAAGAAGCCAGAAGACGGGCAGAAAGAGAAAACGAGUUCACCAGGGCUUGUUUGAUAGGGGCGAUCAUCUUAGGCCCACUGGGAGAAGCACUGGGAGCAGGACUGGCAGCUGCAGUUGUAGCACUGAAAAAUAAAUGUGUCACACAGUGA